UCUUGGUUGCGACGUCGUUUCGAGAUUUACAGCAUCAAGCAACUACCAGACCGGCGAUGGACGUCAUUUCCAGGACCACGACGAUGUCGUCGAAUCUGAAUCCCAACGCUCCGAUGUUCGUGCCGCUGGCGUAUCGGACGGUGGAGGACUUCUCCGCCGAGUGGUGGGCCCUGGUCCAGUCCUCCCCUUGGUUCCAAGACUACUGGCUCCAGGAGCGCUUCCAAGAUCCCCAAAACGACCCCUCAUUUUCCGAUAUUCACGAUCCUGCCCUCCUCUCCGAUGUCGACGCCCUCUUCGACGACGUUGAGAACAUCCAUUACUCCCCCAACACUCAGCCGGCGGAGGAGGAAGAGAAGGACUUGAACAAAGAGCUGGUUUCGUUGGGAUUGCUGAAAUGGCGGAAGGGCCGACCCGUGGCGGAGGCGCCGAGGUACAUCGAAAAGGCACCGAAGAUUGUGAACGUGAAAGUGAGUCCCAGGGCGAUUCAGCAGCCGAGGUAGACCGAGCCGGGCGGCGCUGGAUGACCGAGUUUGACGUAGUGUUUCUUGUCGUUUGUAGAUAAGCAUGUAUCUAGCUUUCAGUGUUUGUUCCAUGUAACUGUGUUCUACCGUUCGUACUUGCUUUGAUGAAUAAAGUAAAUCUAAUUUG
Pyrus x bretschneideri (Chinese white pear) is the source of this 648-nucleotide messenger RNA. RefSeq names its product protein EARLY RESPONSIVE TO DEHYDRATION 15-like. Bases 57 to 500 code for a protein of 147 amino acids. NCBI's taxonomy places the organism in Eukaryota, Viridiplantae, Streptophyta, Magnoliopsida, Rosales, Rosaceae. The record is from RefSeq and is a predicted model, not a curated record. The transcript has 2 exons.